AUGGACGAUGAGGAGAUAAAGUUAAAAAUUUGCAACUUAGUUAACCAGAAAAAAGAACAAGCAAAAGAAACGCUUCAACAUUUCUUUAGCAAAAACCAAUCACGCAAGAACAAGUUCUAUGCUAAAAUUCAUCAAGCCCAACAUCCAGUUCAUCACCAAGAAAAUUACCUCUUGGCCAAGGAAAGAAAAUCGGACGAGUACUUUGCCAUGCUUAAACCAAAUGACAAGUGGGACAAAAAUGCAGUCGUUAAAAGAGAUGAUGCUAUAGGGAGAAGUGGAGAUGUUUCUGGAACAGGCGGGGAUGCGCCCAAAGGGAAGGAGGUACCCUUGGAGGAGGAACCCCCCGGGAAAGUCGAGAGUGCAGGGCGUGAAGACACAGUCGAGGAGGAUGAACCCCUCGCGGAGCACCAUGCCCAGUUAAACGACGGGCAAAGUGAGUGUCUCCAAAAUGAUGGAAACCAGAAUUGUGACAUGCAAGGAUGCAACUCUUCUAACUGUCCCCCACACAGCUACAACGAACCUUGCCAAUGUGCUCAAAGACCCAUCACGGAGAAAAAGCACUGCGGAGAAAAAGGAAAAAAAAACAAAAAAGGAACCAACGUUAAUUAUAUAGUUCACUACAACAGAUAUAAACCCAUCAGGGUACCUCCCACAUUUAACAAAGCCAAAAGUAAUAACCCCCCAGUGAUAACAAAAAAUAAAAAUCAAUAUAUAAAUUGCAAUUUCAGAUAUUAUGUGAAGGAAAAAAAUUAUUUAACACAAAGCGCAGAUCAGAAUAUAAAAUGGGACCAGAUAGAAAAAGUGGAUUACAUUUUGUUUGACAAUACAACAUUAACAUGUCCUAUAUGUUUGGAGGAUAAAAUUAUUUCUCCCAGAAUUACUAAGUGUAGACACAUAUUUUGUUUUUUUUGCAUUUUAAAAUAUUUCAUCGAUGAAAAAAAAAAAACAUGGAAAAAGUGUCCCAUCUGUUUCGAAAUAAUAAAUGAAAAUGAUCUAAGAGCAGUUAAAUUUCAUUACGUAAAAAAUUACAAAAUCAAUGACAAUAUUAAUAUGUGUCUGCUGUACACAGAGGAUAAAAAAAUCCACUUAAAGUCAGAGAGAUUAUAUUUCAAUAACAGCUUUAAGGUAACAAAUAAAAAUUUUGUUAAAAAUAAUAAAACAGGCGAUUACAAAUAUUUUGUGAAUAUAGAUUAUAUGAAUAAAAAUUUAAAUACCUUUAGCCAAAAUCACACAAAUAAAAUUUGCAAAUUAAAUCUCAAUUUGGGAGUUCAAUUUUCAAAACUUUUUUAUUUAUACAAUCCACUUUCCAUAUGGAUAAAGGAUCUCACCAUUUUUAAUUUCAUUUUGACGAAUAAGAAUAUGCAUUUAUUCGCGUCAGAUGAGAAUGUCAUCCAGAAGGCCAUAGAAAAUAUUAAGUUAAAAAUUAGUGAAUAUUUGAAUAUUCCCAUUGAAAAGAUAAACCCAGAACUCUACUUCGAUGAGGGGUCUUUCGACUCUUUUUAUCUUUAUGAUAAUUUGGCCCACGAUGUUUACGAUAGCAUCGAGCAAAUAAAAAAUGUAAUGAAGAUCGAAACGGAGUUGGCCAAGAACAAGGAAUCCACAGCGGAGGAGAAAUGUCCUAUCGGUUCUGAGAAGCCCACCGAUGAACGUUCUCCAGACUUGAAGAAUUUAAACCAGACCUACUUCUACCAGUCUAUAGAUGGUCAAUGUAUAUUCCUGGACCCCUUCAUUUUGAACUUACUUUUUUUCGAGUUCGACAACAACAUGAACAGCAUGCCUAAGUUUCUCUGCAACAGGAAAAUCAAAUACAUUGAGACCUUCGUGUUGGAUGAAAAAAUCAGAAAAAGGCACACAAUUUUGUCCCACUUGCCGCUUGGCGUUAACGUCCUGUUCGUUUCGUUCAACAUAGAUGACCUCCUAUCGGAAAGGACCAAAACGCAUUUUUCGAAGGAAAUAUCUGAAAGGAAGAAGAAGCACAAUUCCAUUUUGAGAAAAAAAAUGGAGGAGGAAAAAUAUUUCAAACUACUAGCCGAGGAAGAAAUAGACAGGAAAGAGAAGCGCUACUGGAAUUUGCCUAGUAACACGAUAAACAUACAGAGCGACACCAUCAACAUAAGUUCAAGCAUGUUAAGGUAUCGAAACUUGUUGGACGAGGAGAAAUAUCUUCACGGGGAACUGGACGACGACUCGGUAGUAAAACAAAACGAACAUGCAUUUGUGCAGGAGUUUUUCGCGAAUGUAAAUUUGGAUGACCAACCUCAAGAAAAUAAUACAAGUAGGGGGACCAAUAAUAGACCAAAGAUGAAACCAAAUGAACCAAAAGGGGGAUCAAAAUGUGGCCGAAAACAUGAUCCUGCCGUAAGUUGGGAAAAUAGCGAAUUGGCCAACGCACCCGAUCCAAACGCCUUCCAUAUUCCGAAGAGAAGUUUUCUUGAAAUAGCGAAACAGAAGAAUGACGCGGGGGAUAUUAAAUCAGAUAUAGGUAAAAAGAAUGAAGAAAUGUUAUCCAUUGGUUCCGGCUCCGUUCAUGUCAAUUUGAUUGAUUUAAUAAACAUGAAAACAGCUAAAAAGAAGAAGAGGAAAUAG
This is a messenger RNA of Plasmodium knowlesi strain H, 2586 nucleotides long. RefSeq names its product RING zinc finger protein, putative. The transcript has 9 exons. The record is from RefSeq and is a predicted model, not a curated record. Gene Ontology annotation, molecular function: metal ion binding; transcription cis-regulatory region binding. Gene Ontology annotation, biological process: positive regulation of transcription by RNA polymerase II. NCBI's taxonomy places the organism in Eukaryota, Apicomplexa, Aconoidasida, Haemosporida, Plasmodiidae. Bases 1 to 2586 code for a protein of 861 amino acids.